Messenger RNA from Paramecium pentaurelia, 1360 nucleotides. The record is from the annotation of a GenBank genome assembly. Lineage: Eukaryota; Ciliophora; Oligohymenophorea; Peniculida; Parameciidae.
AAUGACUCUUAAUUCUCUUACAGCCCCUUGUUUCCAUGAAGCUAAGGGUUGCUAAUUUAAUUAUUAUGAAUUGGAUGAACAAAUACAAACUUAAUUGUAAUAAGAUGAAUCAAAAUAAUUUAUAUGUCCUGUAUGUCAUAUAUAGGGUACACUUAGAUCAGAUGUGGCUUACUUAAUAAAUGAAAUAAAAGAUGAGAAUAAUUAAUUUAUUGUUGAGAAAUCUAAUCAAUAGAUCUUAAGAAUGUAGAAAUAAAGUUUUACUUAUUCAGUAUUAAGUGAGUAGUAAAAUGUAUUAGAAUUACAAAAGUAAUUUAAUUCAAAAAUACUCAAUGGCAAUAAAUUAUCCUUGGAAUUUAUUUAGAGAUUGAAUACAGAGGUAAAAAGUAUCAAUAAAUUAGAGAAAUAAUGAUAUCUUUCAAAUCUUUAGAAAAAGUUAAUUAGAUAAAAUUCCUACUUUAAUAGGAAUAAUUAAUUUUAAAUUAAUUCUAUUUUAUCACUUUUUAAAAAUAAAGUUGGAAUUUGAUAUCUAUGAUAAUACAAAUAAAAAAAAUUGCAUAAAGAUUGAUAAUUAAGAUAGUGAUUAUAUUAAAAUAAAGUAAGUAAUUUUGAUUAAUAAUUUUAUUUAUUUGAUAAUCUAACAAGAAAACUUAUCUUAAUUAUAUAGAGGAAGUAUUAAUCAAAUUUUUGAAGAGAAUGAACCUAUAUUUUAUAUUACAGAAUUGGAUGGAUACACAUUAUUAGGAGAAUCGAGAUUAAUAUAAUAUCAAAAACACUUAUUAAUGAUUGGAAGUAUUAAUUAUCAUUAUUAAUUAAAUUAGGUGAAGCAUCAUUAACUAUUGAGGAUUAAAUAAAAAAGAAUGUUGAAAUGAAUGAAGACAUAAAAAUACCAUAUUUAAAUGAAACUACUUAAUUGGCCUUAAUAUAUGAUUAAUAAAUUUAUUUAGUAGAUUAAGAAUCAAUUGAUAUGAAGGGACGUGCAUAUUUAUAAGAAUUUAAUAUUUCAGAAUAAAAAAUCUCAUAAUUAAGUUAAAAUAUAUUCUCUGUUUCAAAUUUUAAUAUAGACUUCUCAUUGGCUCAUGAUAAUAUUUUAUAUUUAUUCAACAGUCAGAAUUUGAAUGAACCAAAAGCUUAAGUUAAAUAUAUUUUAUCAAGUAGGGAUAAUGUUAUAUAAACAAAAAUAUUUAAUGUUAUAAAUCAUCAUAGCUAUUUGAAAGUAAAAAUCAUACCCACUACUAAAUAAAAAGUUGGAAUUGUUAGUUGUGUUUUAGUUGGGUUAAUGUUCUAAAACAGUUAAACAAUAUUUCCAGGAGUAUUAGUGUUUAAUCAAAAAGAUAAUUAAAUUGAGAUUGAGCUUAUUUGA